Cotesia glomerata is the source of this 3511-nucleotide messenger RNA. RefSeq lists its product as uncharacterized. The record is from RefSeq and is a predicted model, not a curated record. The transcript has 14 exons. Lineage: Eukaryota; Metazoa; Arthropoda; Insecta; Hymenoptera; Braconidae. The coding region runs from base 51 to 3410 and encodes 1119 amino acids.
AAUUUACCGUUUGGUCUAAUCAUGUCAGUUAAUAUUCAAUAUUAUUAUUUAUGGUACGUGUAAAUUGUAUAAGGAAAAAAAACAAUUUUACAUUCGUUUAUAAAUCAAUAAUAUUUUUUGUGAUUAAAUAUUCAACUGAAUUAAAACCAACAGAGGUUAUUAAAACUGACAAAGGUCCAAUUCGGGGUAAAAUUUUACGGACUGUUGCAAAAAAAAUUCCAUUUUCGAGUUUUGAAGGCGUUCCAUAUGGCAAACCUCCAAUUGGUCCUUUGAGAUUUCAACCUCCAGAAGAAGUUGAUGAGUGGAAGGAUGUCCGUAAUACAACUAGAGAAGCAAGUGUUUGUCCUCAAUGGAAUUAUCGUGACAAUUUCUACGAUGGACAUGAAGACUGUCUCUACCUUAAUGUUUACACACCUAAAAUCAAUUCUACGGAUAAUAAAUUACGCGCCGUAAUGGUCUGGAUUUACGGAGGAGCGUUCGUUAUCGGAUACGUCAAUAGAACAUUAUAUGGUCCAGAUUUUUUAAUCGAAGAUGACGUUGUAGUUGUUGCGAUGAAUUAUCGUCUAGGAGCUCUUGGAUUUUUGGCACUGAACAUUUCAGCUGCGACUGGUAAUGCGGGAUUGAAGGACCAGGCUCUUGCGUUGCGUUGGGUGAAGCGAAACAUUGAUAAAUUUGGAGGUGACCCUAAUCGGGUUACUAUUUUUGGACAAAGCGCUGGGUCUGCAAGUGUUGGGUUCCAUGUUUUAUCCCCUUUUUCUAAAGGAUUAUUUCAUGGAGCUAUACAAAUGAGUGGAACUCCCUUGAAUUUUUGGGCGUUUUAUCGACCAGGCGAAGCUGUUUCACGAAGUUUUUAUCUCGGAAAAAUAUUAGGAAUUAUUACUGACAAUAAAACAAUUCUUUUAGAACAAUUAAAAAAUGUCACGGCUGAACAAAUUAUUAGAGCGACAAAAAAUAUGACCCUUCUUGACUUACCAUUUAAUCCAACGAUCGAAUACCCUUCAGUAUCAAAGACUCCAUUUUUAAACGAAUGUUCAGUAAAGAAAUACGAGUCUGGUGACUUCAAUCACGUCCCGCAAAUAAUCGGCUUCGUUGAUUUAGAAACAUUAGCGUUUGUCACAGACGUUACGAUUUUUUUGCAUUCUGUAAAUCAAACGAUUAAUAAAUUAAUCAAUCUACCGGGAAUAAGAAAUAUUUUAAACUUAGACAAACUGAAGGAUACAGUAUCAACAGGCCUAGUUGACGUAGGUACUUUAACGGUCGAUGUAAUUUAUGUAUUAUCGGACUUGACCACAGAUAUAGCUUUCAAGGACGGUAUUGACCGUACUCAGAAAUAUUUGAUCAAGAACAAUAAACAACCGAUUUAUUACUAUCAAAAUUCGUUUGAUUAUCCUCAAGCACUCCACAAAGUUAAAGGAAAUUUAUUGAAUGGUACAGUUCACGUUGAUGACAUUCCUCAUGUUUUUUGGGUGUCUCAUAGGAAUCAAAGUCUUAAUCCCCAGAGUUCUAUCAGCAAGCAGCGCAGUAAGAUGGUUAAACUCUGGACUAAUUUUGCUAAAUAUGGGAACCCGACACCAAAUGCAACAGAUCCAAUACUAGGAGAUUUAAACUGGCCGGCGUCAGAUUCCGAUGGUACUUGCUUGGAAAUAAAUAAAAAUUAUUCUAUUGGAAAAAGACCAAUCAAACCUGUGCUGAAACGUAUACAAAAGUUACUUGAUACUUUUCGCUCUGCAGAUAAUGGAUGUGUCAUUAAUAUGAAUUAUUUAUAUUUUCCAAUAAUAUUUUUUCUGAUCAAAUAUUCAGCUCAAUUAAAACCAACAGAAAUCAUAAAAACUGAAAAAGGUCCAAUUCAGGGUAAAAUUUUACAGACUGUUGCAAAAAAUAUUUCUUAUGCGAGUUAUGAAGGCGUUCCAUAUGGCAAACCUCCAGUUGGUCGUUUAAGAUUUCAACCUCCAGAAGAAGUUGAUGAGUGGAAAGAUGUCCGUAAUACAACUAGAGAAGCAAGCGUUUGUCCCCAAUGGAAUUAUGAAGACAAGUUCUACGAUGGACAUGAAGACUGUCUUUACCUUAAUGUUUACACGCCUAAAAUCAAUUCUACGGAUAAUAAAUUACGCGCCGUAAUGGUCUGGAUUUACGGAGGAGCGUUCGUUACCGGAUACGUCAAUAGAACAAGAUAUGGUCCAGAUCUUUUAAUCGAAGAUGACGUUGUAAUUGUUGCGAUGAAUUAUCGUCUAGGAGCUCUUGGAUUUUUGGCACUGAACAUUUCAGCUGCGACUGGUAAUGCGGGAUUGAAGGACCAGGCUCUUGCGUUGCGUUGGGUGAAGCGAAACAUUGAUAAAUUUGGAGGCGACCCUAAUCGGGUUACUAUUUUUGGACAAAGUGCUGGGUCUGCAAGUGUUGGGUUCCAUGUUUUAUCUCCUCUUUCUAAAGGAUUAUUUCAUGGAGCUAUAUACAUGAGUGGAACUCCCUUGAAUUUUUGGGCAUUUUAUCGACCAGAAGAAGCUGUUUCACGAAGUUUUUAUCUCGGAGAAAUAUUAGGAAUUACUACUGACAAUAAAACAGUUCUUCUAGAAAAAUUAAAAAAUGUCACGGCUGAACAAAUUAUUGAAGGGACAAAAAAUAUGACCCUUCUUGACUUACCAUUUAAUCCAACGAUCGAAUACCCUUCAGUAUCAAAGGCUCCAUUUUUAAACGAAUGUUCAAUAAAGAAAUACGAGUCUGGUGACUUCAAUCACGUCCCGCAAAUAAUCGGGUUCGUUGAUUUAGAAACUUUAUCAUUUGCCUCAGACGUUACGACUUUUUUGGAGUCUAUAAAUCAAACGAUUAAUCAAUUUAUCCAUCUACCGGGAGUAAACACUAUUUUAAACUUAGACAUACUGGAGAAUAUAGUGUCAACAGGCCUGACUGAUUUGGGUACUUUAACGGUCGAUGUAAUUUAUGUAGUAACGGACUUGACCACAGAUAUAGCUUUCAAGGACGGUAUUGACCGUACUCAGAAAUAUUUGAUCAAGAACAGUAAACAACCGAUUUAUUACUAUAAAAAUUCGUUUGAUUAUCCUCAAGCGAUCCACAAAGUUGAGGGGAAUUUUUUAAAUGGUACAGCUCAUUCUGAUGACAUCGCUCAUGUUUUUUGGGUAUCUCAUAGGAAUCAAAGUCUUAAUCCCCAGAGUUCUAUCAGCAAGCAGCGCAGUAAGAUGGUUAAACUCUGGACUAAUUUUGCUAAAUAUGGGAACCCGACACCAAAUGCAACAGAUCCAAUAUUAGGAGAUCUAAACUGGCCUGCGUCAGAUUCCGAUGGUACUUGCUUGGAAAUAAAUAAAAAUUAUACUAUUGGAAAAAGACCAAUUAAACCUGUGAUGAAACUUGUACAAAAGUUACUUGAUACUUUGCGCCCUGGAGACAAUGGAUGUUAAUUAUUUUUGCACAUGCGUUUUUAUCCAUAUUUAUUUAUAAUCACUGAAGAAAUAAUUACUUGAAACUUAUCAAUAAACAUCAAUUAUUUAAUAUCUAAAAA